CAACUAGCAGCCAAAAGUAAACAAAAGCCAACCUCUUCGGCUUCCUUCGUUGAGACACUGUAACAUUUAGCUCGGGUAUUAUCCCGUAUACCUACCUAGCUAGUACAGUAACCCCUCCUUUUUUUUUCUUUCGCAACGCACGCAACUUUUGUACCGAACGUAUCCGUCCUUGAUUCCAGUACACUCACUUAUCUCUAAAGUCAGACCAUAACUAUGGCCUCCUCCUCCCGAUCUCGCACCCUCCAACUCGGACAAGCUCUCCACAGCAACUUGAACAGCCGCUUUAGCCGCCGCCCAUCAUCAUCUUUCUUUUUCUCCUCCACGUUAUCAUUCUUCAACUCUUCUUCAACUACCGUCACGAACCCCGAAUCAUCAUCACCCCGCAUCUCCAACAACUUCUUCUUUAGUCAGAGACAUCAUCAUAUCCGAACAAUGGCUACCUCUACCUCUACUACCACCGCCGGAAAGAAGAUUGAGUGGCUCGUUGUCGUGCCGGACUUUGAGGGCGUUGGCGAGAAGAGGUUGGAGGUUCGCCCUGAUCACUUUGCCGGUCUCGGCAAGAACGUCGAUAAUGGGUGUUUCCAGAUGGGCGGCGCCGUUCUCUCCGAGCCCCCUACCUCCGACGACCCCAAGACCUUCAAGUUCGCCGGCAGCACCAUUGUCCUAGUCGCCGAGAGCCGCGAGGAGGUGAUCAAGAUCCUCAAGGACGAUGUGUAUGCCCAAAAGGGCGUUUGGGACGUUGACAACGCUCAGAUGUGGCCCUUCAAGUGCGCCUUCCGCUUCCCUGUUCCUGGUCAGCAAUACGAGCAGAAGCAAUAGGUGUGUAAAAGUCAAUAGAGAUUAUUAGUACAUAAGAUACAGUUCAAAUGAUUUUCGGUAGCACUCUUUGUCUGCAAGUAUUCAAGCUGAGUACUCGGAAUACAUCUUUGAGAAUGUCCACAACACAAGACAGAUCGAUCCACACUACGAACUUUGCGACGAGGAGCAACAUAUCGGAGGUAUCUAUAUAAACUCGAAAUGCAAAGGUAACAGCUACAAGACGCACUAGACUCGUCAACAUUUACCUAUGCUCUCGUCGAUCUCGGAAAGUCGGAAUCAUUACCACAGUUUUUUUUUCUUACAAGUAAUUGCCGAAACACAAAACUUCGCCUGACCUCCCUAGCCCGACAAGCCUCUUGCAAUUCAGCGCGGAGACGAGCACGGUAGUCCCGUAACAAGCGCAUAGAUUCCGCAUUUGACGCCGUUGCUAUUGCCGCCCGCCGUAUGAUCUCUGCUGCGCCUGGUUCGGCGUUUGACCUGUAAAGGCGGUCCCGUUGUUGUUGUUGUUGUUGUUGUUGUU
Molecule: messenger RNA, 1339 nt
Organism: Neurospora crassa OR74A
Lineage: Eukaryota; Fungi; Ascomycota; Sordariomycetes; Sordariales; Sordariaceae
Exons: 5
Coding region: 214-819 (201 amino acids)
Source: RefSeq, a predicted model, not a curated record